Messenger RNA from Cooperia oncophora, 993 nucleotides. The record is from the annotation of a GenBank genome assembly. Lineage: Eukaryota; Metazoa; Nematoda; Chromadorea; Rhabditida; Trichostrongylidae.
AUGCAUUUUACAGAAAGCGCACCCAAACUGUGCCCUCUGAUGGACACUGCCGAGCUCAUCGCAGUCCUCUUCCACUCGAUAUGCGAUCCUGCUGGGAUGAUACUCAACCUAUUUCUCCUUUACUUUGUACUCUUCCGGACUCCUUCUCAAUUCAAACUGUACAGUAUAUUGAUUGCAAACAUGGCCGUAACAGAUUUCUUGGCCUGCUUCAUGUCGUUUUUCGUUCAGCAGAGAAUAAUCCCGAUAGGAACGAGUUUGAUAUAUAUCUCAUAUGGGCCAUGUGGCAUGAUGGGAGCGCAAGGUUGCUACAUAGGGUACUGUGCGAUGGCUUCAUUCUUUACUCAUUCGCUGUACUCUCUGUUGCUGUCGUUCCUGUACAGAUAUUAUGUGUUAAAACAGCAGAAUCCAUCAGCUACGUCGCUCAAGCGUGUCAUUUUCUUCAUUUCUAUGCCAUCACAACUUCUGUUUAUCCUCACUUGCUUCGCGAAUCAGCCUGCGCCAGACAUUAUUGUGAUUUUGACGCAGCGUUUGCCACAUUACGAUAUUACCAACAAAGUAGUCUCCGGUCACGCCUGCAUUUUCGAGUGGAAGACACUAGCAUCAGUUUUAGUUAUGACUACGCCAAUGAUACCAAUUUUGAUUGGUAUUCUGAUAUUGAGAAAACGAAUUGUCGCUAUUCUUUCAACGCAUACACUGUCGGAGAACACCAAGGUGCUACACAACGAUUUACUCAAGGCGCUCACCUAUCAGGCUGUACUUCCCUGCCUCUUCUCCGUCAGCCUGCUGUGCUACAUUUGCACACAAUUCGGCCUCUACCGUCAUCCGAUUCUGGAAUCUUUUUUAGUCAUGCCACUCGACUCCCUUGCUGUUCUCAGUCCACUGAUGAGCUUAUGCUUUAUCAGACCGUAUAGACGCCUCAUAUCAAAGCGCUUGUCAUCUGCCUUCAAAUGGACUUCAUACGCUGUCGGCGCACCAUCGCAGAGGACUUUUUAA